CUCAUUCUCUGGCGGGCGCGCGCACCCUUCCACGCGUCUGCCUCUUCCUUUCUGUUGCGCGUGAACGCGGAGCUUUUUUCCUCUGCUCGAUUCUCUCUCUCUCUCCCUCGCGCUCUCUCUCUCUCUGUCAGCUCGCUUACGCGCGCGCGGCUCGGAGCGGGAGUCAGAAAGAAUCAAAACACAGCAGAAAAAGCGAGUGAAGGAGGAUUAAAGCACACGGGGACGGACCGGAAAGUGUAGAGAGAACACAUAGGCGGGAAACGGGUGGACGGUUAAGGUGUUAAAUAUCCUUUUUACCAAUACGGAGUACCGUUUCCCCCCCCUCUUCUUCUUCUUCUUCAGUGACUGAGAAGGACCUGAGAACAUUUUCGAGUUUUUUUCACGGACGUGUUAAGGUCGGUGUUAGCGUGGCGCGCGCGGACAGCCGGUAAUUCACCCCAGUGUAAAUAACUGCUAAAAGAAGGAAAGGAAAGAAAAUUGGCAACAAAACUACUUCAAAGCUAGUGAAUGGUGCUUUGUGAGCGUUGUUGUUAAGUUGUUUCCUGUUGUGUCGGUGAAGAAAGACUGAGUGGACGACACAUUGUAACAAACACAAGAUGAUCUCUUCUUCCUCUACUUCUUGUUCUUGGACAUGUUGUGAUUAAAACCUCUCCGCAGACGCUUAACGGUCUUGCACUGAAGAGAUUGUGGAUCAAAACACCAGGCUUUGAGGUGUGUUUCUCUCCAGAACUCUCCAGAGCUUCACGUUGUGGUGAUGAUGAUGAUGAUGAUGAUGAUGAUGAUGAAGAAGAGGAAACUACACUGAUUUGAGAAUGACGAGGUUUUCCUGAUUCAGUACUCGGGCACAAGUUUGGAGUCUGACCUUUUCCUUGUCAGAGAUUGCAGAGAGUGCAGCUUUAUCAGGAGUAGAUUUCCAGCUUAUCAGAAUGACAGACCUCAGGAUCAGGAGUUCAUCUGAGUCGUUUCACGUUGUCCAACAGGACUGAGAUCACUUCCUCGUCCUAUGGACUGUUAUCCAGAACCCUAGCUCGGACCGCGUUAACAUUUCGGACGUUCGGACGCUUUUCGUGACUCCUCGGAGUCUUGGGCAGCGGCCCCUCGGCCAGACUGUCAUAUCGUCCAGAGGGCUUUCUGAGCUUCGUUCGUCUUUCCGCUGUCACUAUGGAGGAGUGGAGACAGUGCGCCCGGUGGCUCAUCGACUGCAAGGUCUUGCCCCCGAAUCACCGGGUGGUUUGGCCCUCGGCUGUCGUCUUCGACCUGGCCCAGGCGCUCCGAGAUGGGGUGCUCUUGUGCCAAAUGCUGCACAAUCUGUCACCCGGAUCUGUAGACCUGAAGCAGAUCAACUUCAGGCCUCAGAUGUCACAGUUCCUGUGCCUGAAGAACAUCCGGACGUUUCUCAAGGUGUGCCACGACAAGUUCGGUCUGAGGAACAGCGAGCUCUUCGACCCCUUCGACCUGUUUGACGUGAGGGACUUCGGGAAGGUGAUCUCUGCGCUGUCCAGAAUCUCCCACCACAGCAUCGCUCAGAUCAAAGGCAUCAGGCCUUUUCCAUCAGAGGACACAGCGCUGAACGAAGAUGACGUCUACCGAAGCUUGGAGGAACUGGCCGAUGAGCACGAUGUGGGUGAGGACGAUAUCUACGACUGUGUGCCGUGUGAAGAUGAAGGAGAUGAUAUCUACGAGGACAUCAUUAAGGUGGAAGUUAGACAGCCCAUGAAAAUGGGCAUGACGGAGGACGACAAGAGGAACUGCUGCUUGGUGGAGAUCCAGGAGACGGAAGCGAAGUACUACAAGACACUGGAGGACAUUGAAAAGAGUUACAUGAUCCCCCUGAAGCAAGUCCUAACUCCACAGGAGAUGAAGGCCAUAUUUGUGAAUCUAGAGGAUAUCAUCAGAGUCCACUUUGCCUUGCUGAGGGCUAUCGACCAGAACAUGGUGAUCGGAGGCAGCGGACUUGGAAAGAUCUUCCUGGACUUCAAGGAGAGGCUGCUGAUCUACGGUCAGUACUGCAGUCACAUGGAGCACGCCCAGAAGACGCUGGACGACCUGAUUGCCACACGGGAGGAGGUGAAGUGUAAAGUGGAGGAGUGCACCAUGAAGGUACAGGAGGGGAAGUUCAAACUGCAGGAUCUGCUGGUAGUUCCUAUGCAGAGGGUCCUCAAAUACCACCUCCUGCUCAAGGAGCUGGUGAGCCACUCGAUGGAUCGGCCGGAGAGACAGCAGCUGAAGGAGGCCCUGGAAGCCAUGCAGGACCUGGCCAUGUAUAUCAAUGAGGUGAAAAGGGACAACGAGACUCUGAAGAAAAUCGGGGAAUUUCAGUGCUCAAUAGAAAAUUUGCAGGUGAAACUGGAGGAAUACGGGAGGCCAAAGAUAGACGGAGAAAUCAAAGUGUGCUCUAUAGUUAACCGGACCAAACAGGACAGGUACAUCUUCCUGUUUGAUAAAGUGGUAAUUGUGUGCAAGAGAAAAAACUACAACUACGAGCUGAAAGAAAUCAUCGAGCUCCAGUAUUACAAAAUGUCAGACGACCCUACAAAUAACCGAGACAUGAAAAAGGCCAGUGGAAAGAUGUGGUCGUACGGCUUCUACCUGAUCCAUCUGAAAGGCAAGCAAGGCUUCCAGUUCUUCUGCAAGACAGAAGACACCAAAAGAAAGUGGAUGGAACAGUUUGAGAUGGCCAUGUCCAACAUCAAGCCAGAGAGAGCCACGGCCAACCAGCACGACUUCCAGAUGCACACGUUUGAAAAGAACACCAACUGCAGAGCCUGUAAGAUGCUCCUGAGGGGGAUCUUCUAUCAGGGUUACUACUGUUCCCGCUGUGGGACCGGUGCUCAUAAAGAGUGCCUGGAGGUCAUCACCAUCUGUAAAAUCAAUCCCCAUGAUUCGGAGCUUGGACUUCCUCAGUCAGGUCCAAAGAUGGUUGCAAUCAGGAACUACCACGGUACUCCAGCUCCCCCGGGAAAGUGCCCUCUCUCCUUCCAAACAGGUGAUGUCAUUGAGCUUUUGAAGGGAGAUCCAGACACCUCUUGGUGGGAGGGGAAGCUCAUUCAGACCCUGAAGAUCGGCUACUUCCCCAGCUCCAGCGUAAAGCCAUGUCUAGAUCCAAAGCCGUCUCAGUCUCUUCCCAGUCGUCAGUCCUCAAGAGAGAUGGAUUACAAUGUUUAUCCUUGGUUUGCGGGGAACAUGGAGAGGCAGCAGGCUGAUAACCUCUUGAAGUCUCACAGCAGCGGAACAUACCUGAUCAGAGAGCGAACCGCGGAGGCCGAACGCUUUGCCAUCAGCAUAAAGUUCAAUGAUGAAGUGAAGCACAUUAAAGUGAUCGAGAAAGACAACUGGAUUCACAUCACAGAAGCAAAGAAGUUUGAGAGCCUGCUGGAGCUGGUGGAGUAUUAUCAGUGUCACUCACUGAAAGAGAGCUUUAAGCUGCUGGACACAACGUUACGAUACCCGUACAAGUCCAGAGAGCGCUCCAACUCCAGAGCCAGCACCCGCUCUCCAGCAGCCUCCUGUGCUUCCUACAACUUCUCCUUCCUCAGUCCUCAAGGCCUCAACUUCUCAUCUCAGAGCUCUACUCCCUUCUGGUCAGUUUUCACACCGAAGGUGGUGAGCACAGCGGUGGCCAGAUAUAACUUUGCCGCUCGAGACAUGAGAGAGCUGUCUUUGAGAGAAGGCGACACCGUGAAAAUCUACAGCAAAAUCGGAGGAGACCAGGGCUGGUGGAAAGGAGAGGCUAACGGCAGGAUUGGCUGGUUCCCUUCAACAUACGUCGAUGAGGAAGGCGUGCAGUGAAGCUCUGAUGUCAUCUGCUCUCUCCAAUCAGAUCGUCUCUUGUCCACUUCCGUCUGGGAGGGGAUUUCUUCGGUUUCCACAGAAACCCCUUGUGGAAUACAUGUUUGUGUUUGUUUUGUUUUUUUUAGCUGGAAACUGAUUUUACAGUGAAUAUUUGUACUCCUGUUUCUUCAUUUCAAAUCUAGUUUUCUUUUUUUUUUUUCUUCUUCAUCUUCCUCUUCUUCUUCUUCUGAACAUGUCUGUGUGAUCUGUGUGAAGAAAACUGGAAAUUGUUUCUGUUGGAGGAACAGAGCAGAGCAGAACUUCAUAUUGGCAGGGCAGAGCUUCUGCUAAUCCUGAAUUUGUGUAAAAAAAAAAAAAAAAAGAUCUAUAAAGAUUUCUAUGGCCAAACAGCAUGAGCUGCGGUGGGAGGGGGGGUGUAUAGAUAAUUUAUUCCAGAGAAGUAUCUAUGAUUUAAAAAAAAACAAAAAAAACAAGAAGAAGAAGACUUGUGUAGAAAGUUUAUUAUGAACGUAACCUGGAAAAGAUGCACUUUGCAUUUCUUUACAGCGAGAACUUGCCUUAGUAGUCAUUCGAAUGCCUUGUGGGCUGACAGGAGCGGUGGAAACGUGCUGUGGGGAAAUUUUUACAGAUACACGCAAAUGAAAACACACCUCUGCCCUGUUUAGUAACACGGUGCCUUUAACAGAGUGCGGUCGCAGCUCUCAGACCACACGUACAGGUUCUCCCUGAUCCAUCAACUCUGGACAUCAGUCCAGCCUGGGAAACCUUUCUGAUGAGUAAUCUGUAACAAAACGGAGGGUCCACUGGAAAUAUCCUCAGGAAGAUGAUCAUCUCGGUGAUGCGAGAGAAUACGGUAUUGAGGACUGCAUAUACGGUAUCUGCCUGCAUACAGAACUGAGAGUCCAACCUAAACACUUGGUGUGUUGAUGUGAAGAAAUACGGUGGUCUCUUGGAAUCUGCAGUUUCCUUCAUUUUUUUUUUUUUUUUUUUGAUCCAGUUCCAGGAACAAUGCGAAAGAUUUUAUAAGGCAUUUUGGUUCAAUAUUAUGAUUCUAAUCACACCUGUAAUAAUUUCCCGAUUUUCUGUUGUUAAGUCUAUUUAUCUUGCCUUACUGAUUGGUUGACCAAUGGUGCUGCAGUGGUGUGUUUUUAUUCUGUGGGUUCGGAACAGGAUUCUGUGGACUAAGAGCCCGCUGCUUUACCUGAACCUCAGCCAUCAAGUGCACUUUAUCCAUCAGAGACCAUGAAACAGGCUGCAAGACAAAAAAAAAUGUUCUCAUGUCACGAGAUAAACAAGGACGGUUAUACAAAUGGACUGCCUUUCCGAAAAUCCUUGUUUCUUGGACCCGACAUCAAACGGUCCUCUGAUAGAGAAAGAGUACUCUUGUGAUUUUCCGACACGCUGAUGAUCGAGCCUGUCAGUACUUAAUCAUACUUCUGAACUCCUCCUUCCGAAGCUGCACUGAUAUCAGCCCGUCAUGUAAUCUACUGAAAAACAUCACGUUGCUGUGUUCCAUCAACCAACACUGGCACUGUUUCACAAAAAAACGCUGAUGGAAGAGAUGGACGGUAUGCGCUUAUCUGGUGAGAAACGUUCACUGGCCUGAGACGUUCUGUGGUUUAGCCAAGGAGCUUCGUUGCUGUUUGUGUAGUGGACAGAAAGCCAUUGCAUGUGCUCAUAGAUAUUACAACUCCUGUCAGUGAUCCAGAAAAAAAACAACAAAAAAAAAAAGAAUAAAUAAACUAAUUGUGUACUUUUUUUUUGAAUGGUCAGUUAUUUCCAAACUGAAGUCUAUCAUGAAAUAAAUAUUUCUUCUUUUGUCUAA
Molecule: messenger RNA, 5617 nt
Organism: Ictalurus furcatus (blue catfish)
Lineage: Eukaryota; Metazoa; Chordata; Actinopteri; Siluriformes; Ictaluridae
Gene: vav2
Product: vav 2 guanine nucleotide exchange factor
Exons: 29
Coding region: 1162-3789 (875 amino acids)
Biological process (GO): regulation of GTPase activity; cell migration; intracellular signal transduction
Cellular component (GO): cytoplasm
Molecular function (GO): guanyl-nucleotide exchange factor activity; protein binding
Source: RefSeq, a predicted model, not a curated record